UUCAACUCAAUUAUCCGAUUCUCUAUAGUACCUACUUUGUGUUACUCUCCACUCUCUCUCUGACUCUCCCUCUUCCUUCGGGAAUGCUUUGAUCGCCUCACCGAUUCGGUUCUUCAAUUAUUCUUUGCUUGUUCAUAUUUUUUUUCUUCCAUAGAAACCGAUUCUCGCCGAUCACGGAUCUUCCCUGAUUUUCAAGUCAUUCUUUGUGAAUUUGGCCCUUGGAAUUUGGUGGUGGUUGGUUUUAGGGUUUUUGAUCUGUCUGUGUGGGAUGAGGAUCGAGGAAUUGGACGAUGUGGAUUCGGAUGGCUGUCGGAGCCAAGGGAAUUACGAGAGGCAGAUCGUGAGGGUUGACGCAAAGAGAGCAUUAGUUGGAGCAGGUGCCCGGAUCUUGUUUUACCCGACACUUUUGUAUAAUGUGCUUCGAAACAAGAUUGAAGCUGAGUUCCGCUGGUGGGAUGAAGUCGAUGAGUUUUUAUUAUUGGGAGCUGUUCCGUUCCCCAAAGACGUUCCACGCUUGAAGAAGCUUGGUGUGGGUGGUGUAAUUACUCUAAACGAACCUUAUGAAACCUUGGUGCCGUCAUCAUUAUAUCUUGCACAUGGGAUCGAUCAUCUGAUUAUCCCUACAAGGGAUUAUCUCUUUGCCCCUUCAUUUAUUGAUAUAAGCCGAGCUGUGCAAUUCAUUCAUCAGAAUGCAACAUGUGGAAAGACUACUUAUGUUCACUGUAAAGCUGGGCGGGGCAGGAGUACAACAAUUGUCCUUUGCUAUUUGGUUGAAUACAAGCAUAUGACACCUCUUGCUGCCCUGGAAUAUGUACGAUCAAGACGACCCAGAGUUCUAUUAGCACCCUCACAGUGGAAGGCAGUUCAGAAUUAUAGCAAGCGCAGACCUUGCCCUAGGCCACACUCUCCCCUAGGUGAUGCAGUUCUUAUAACCAAAGCUGAUCUUGAGGGUUACCAUCACACAGUCGAUGCUGGUAUGGAGCUUGCCCUUGUUCCCAAAGUGCCAAAGACAAAGUCAAAACCCAUGAUAUCGAAGCUAUCUUGCCUGUUCGCGUCAUUAAAAGUUUCUGGUUACAGCAUACCAGUGACUCGGCGGCUGCCUUUGUCGGAGGCACGUGCUUGCUAAGCUUGCUUGUCAUGAAUAUAUAUACAGAACGUGGCCUGUGCAGAAGAUGAUCAUGGAAAUAAGUGGUGUUUGUUCACACCCACCUCCCUGAGUCGGUACACAACUGUUACGUGAAAAGAGGACGUAUAGGAAGAGUCUGGUGAAACAACUUUUGCAGCUCUGCUUGUAUAUAGAUCAUUAGUCACUUUUUGUCAAAUGUUAUUCCGUUUUAUUCAGCGAAUGUAUCUGCUACAUGCUUGUUAAUCCAAGUGAAAUCCUUAUGACAUUGGCACUGGCCUUGAAGGGGAUAUCCCCUUCAUCAGCAAUUCAGCACCCAUAUAGUGACAGCAGACUUAAGAUUGAAGUUAUGAAGAGUAGACAGGAAACUGCACAAUAGGAUCAGAACUCUAGCUGGAAACCACCCGAAGCGGUAAGGUUACAUCUUGAUAUGGAUGGCUUUGAGGACUCAAAAGGUGAAGCUACUCUGGCAUGUUUCAAGAUGAGAAUGGAAGGUGGAUAGGUGGUUUCAUGAAGAGAUUUAAUCGUACUUGACUAAAUUGUCAAGGUGUCAAUUAUGAGCACAUCUUUAGACAAGAUAAUAGUUGUGUUGAUUGGUUGGUGCAGCGAGCUCUUGUUAUACUGCUUUCUGAGCUACCUUUAGAGUGUGAGAAUAUCUUGUGCAUCGAUGUGCAUCGACCCCAAGCAGCUCCUACAACCUGAUCUUCUUAUAGUGUUUAGUUUUGACUGUCUUGUUAAUUGUAUCCAGAGAGAGAAAAAAAAUACGGGAAUGUAUUUGCUGAUACAAAACUAUGGAUUCCAAUUUUUAGGCCUUCGAAAACUGUGCAAGUUGCAAAAAAUGUAGCAGAUACUGCUGUUGUAGCUUCUGAAUGUACUUUGUCCGUUAUAUACCUUACAUUGUAAAUUUGUAAUACUUUUUUGUAAGAUUAUUUAGUAGAGUUAUAAUCGAUUAUUGUCA
This is a messenger RNA of Prosopis cineraria, 2081 nucleotides long. Its product is annotated as phosphatidylglycerophosphate phosphatase PTPMT2-like. The coding region runs from base 269 to 1126 and encodes 285 amino acids. The record is from RefSeq and is a predicted model, not a curated record. NCBI's taxonomy places the organism in Eukaryota, Viridiplantae, Streptophyta, Magnoliopsida, Fabales, Fabaceae. The transcript has 7 exons. Gene Ontology annotation, biological process: protein dephosphorylation. Gene Ontology annotation, molecular function: protein tyrosine/serine/threonine phosphatase activity; phosphatidylinositol-4,5-bisphosphate 5-phosphatase activity.